UGAUAAAAAUGUGUGGAUUGUUGACACUCGACGAACACUAACUUUGAAUGUGACCUACUUCAAUAUAAUUUUGUUACGAUCUCAUUUGAAAAUAUUGGAAUAGUAAUAGUUAUUUAGAAGAAAAAAAUGUUUACAAAUGAGGAAUAUUAAACAAAAAGAUUGAUAAUGCUCUCCAGUGAAGACGACAUCGAUUUGCGUAUUCGGCAGCGUAACCAUGGUAGCCGACGGCGAGAUGGAGCUGGACACGACGGAAGAGCAUUGUGUGCCCCAUGUUAUAUCGUCUGCUUUUUACUAUGCCUUACAAAGAUGAAAACGAGAACCAGAAUUACAUUGACAUGGUUUUACGUAAUAAUUUGCGCAUGCGUUUCUGGUGGUCUAGUUGCGAAGUAUCACUAUAGGAACGAACUGACCGCGUCUCCUGGAGACAUGAGAAAAAUCGACAUGGUCUCCGCAUCCUUUUGUGAAACAGUGACGGUUAAAUCUUCCGCGCCUGUAAAUAUAAUAAAAUUCUUUAAAACGCCUAAAAUAAAGAAGUUAUCCGAAGUAAAAUAUCAUAGAGUUUCAACUUCUUUGAAUAAUUUGGAUGAAUACCAGUACUGGGGUUUCUAUCUUUUAAAGGGGUCAACAAUGACUGCUCGUGUACAUGUAUGUGGUCGUGCAUAUCUUUAUAAAAUUGUUGGAAAGGAUAAACUAGACAAAUGGAUAGCCGGAUCUGAUAGGAAAAGUUAUGAUGGUUCCCGUGUUGUGAAUGAGUGUACGUCAGACAUGUAUAGUCCAACAGUUAUAGAAAUUACAGCAACUGAAUCAGCGCAAUAUUACUUGCUUUUCUAUAAUUCGUUACUAAGCAACGAGCAAUUAACUAAUAUCAACGUUGACUUUAUGUUACAAAGGAAGUACUACGGCAUUUUUCCAAAUGUGUCAACGAUAAAGUGUUUAGCUUCUAGGGAAUGCACAGUGUCUUUAGCCCCUGAAUCUAAGGAGACCAUUGUUUACUACGUGCCAGACAAUGAGGAGAUGGCCGAUAUAUCUGUUAUAAGCAUGUGCAAACCAAGAGUAUAUAUGUAUAUUCUAAUAUUCGGUGUGUUACCGUUUCUUAUUGGCUCUUUAUUCACGUGUGUUAUAUUGAAAUUUGCGCGUAAACGUAACAGAGAAAGGGAAAGACGGGAAUCAAGAAUAUUCACUGUUUCUGGUAAUGAAGACGGUAGUACUAAUGCAUUUACAAAUCCGAACUUCCACUUGCAAUUAAGCCCUCCAAGUUACGACGAAGUACAAGCAACAAGUUCUGCAGGCUUUUCCGAUGCGCCUCCCAGUUACGAUGAAGCUAUUCGACAUAGUAUUAAUAACAACUGUAACCAUGGUAACAACGACAAUAACAACAAAGACCAUGCUAGGUAGCACUAUUGAAACAAAGUUUGACCAGCUAAUCUAUUUCUGUGAUACCCAUUGAUCUUUAUAAUUCAUUAUAAUCAUUGUUUAUCGCUUUUGCGACUCCGUACAAAUGGUAUUGCACGGUCGUGCAUAUAUUUUGCGAAGAAUAUUCUGGAUACAGAAGGAUUAGAUUUCACAGAUCAUAACCGUAUAAAUGGAUUAGUGUUUUGUUUUCUAAAUAAAACACAGCUUAUUUUAUGUUUAUAACUGGUAGAUAUCAUCACUUGCUUAAAGAAUAAAAGAAAAAAAACCCUUCUCAAGUAGGCCUACAGUACACGUAAAACUUUAAAGAAAGGACAGUUUUAUGGAAGGGAUUAUCCGCCACUCUAAUUAAUAUGAAUACAUUGUAAUUAAUAUGAAGACAUUCUUAUUAUUUUGAAGACAUUCUUAUUGAUAGGAAGACAUUAUUAUUAUUAUGAAAACAUUAUUAUUAAUAUGAAGACAUUAUUAUUAAUACGUUGUAAUCAUUAUGCAAUAUUAAGAUGUUGUACUUGCUGACGUAACUCGAAUUCUUAUUGAAAUAUGCGAAUAUUCAAUUUACACUUCAGUUCUAAGGCUGUAAACAUGCAAACUAUAAUUAGAUAUUUAAUUUGCUGGCUUUCAAAUAUUGUUCCCUUAUUUGAAUUUGCUUUCUAAAAUUAAUUUGACACACAUUUUAUUCUUACAGUGUUUCAGUAUUUAUUUUACAAACAUCAUGGUAAUUUUAGUCCCAUGCUGACAUUGUGUAUCAUGUAUUCGAAACAGCAGUUUGCAUAGCACACUAAGAGUUUCGAAGUAUAAUUCAAAAUUAAUAAGGUUAUUUUAAAGCGCUAGAAUUGGCCCUUUUAAUCAACGGGGAAUAACUGGUAAAAAUGUUAAAAUAAUAACCGCUCCCUGACCGGUGUUCACAAAUCUGAUACUACGAAAACUAAUCCGAUCAUGUGGAGGUUAAUGACUACCAAAUAUUCCCCCAAUAUAUAACGUAUAGUAAAAAGGCCAAGUUUGAGGCAAAAUAUCUCAAAAUCCGCCGCAUACAGUAUGCCACAUGCAUACUUUUUCUGAAAGAUCUUCAAAAAUGAGUUGAUUUAAAAAAUAAAAAUGACAGUUGCUCAUUGUGCAAGAGAGAACAUGUUCGUUGUUGUUAUAUAUAGAGCUAGUAACAGCUUUUUUCAAGGCAGAGUAUCAAGAUGUUAGAUCGGAUCUUUUCCAUGAGGUGAUUUUUACGUCUGCACCGAAAGGGAUCAGUUAGUAUUAAACAGCGAAAACGCACUACAAAAAUUGGUUCCCCGCUUCGUUUUUUGAUAGGUAGAAGACCCCUAUUGAUGUUGGGGUCACAAGGUCAAGGUCACUAUUACCUUAAAACUGAAAAGAGUUUCCGGGGAAUAACUUAAGUUCCAUUUGGACCACAAUAUUCAUAUAGGAGGAUUGUUAUUUGAAGGAGGUACUACUUUAUUUAAUUCCAAAGUCUUACAAAUGCUUCAUCUUUACUAAAAAAAAUCACUUUCGGGUAUAUAAUGCUCCGCCUAGCGGUGCUCUUGUUGUUAUAUUAAAUACCAACCAUAUUUAAACGAUUAAUUGUAUUAGUUUUGACGAAGUAUAGAGAAUUAAAAGCACAUAUAUAUGUAUAAGUUAGAUAAAAAAUGCGUUUCUUGAUGUAUAUAUACGUACUUCAUUAUGACCACUAACAUUACACAUUUUGUGUAGGAUCUUUUAAUUUUACAUGCUUAUAAUUAUUUCCUAAAAGAAAUAAUUUUAUGUAUUUCAUUAUCACAUUGUCUUUGCAAAAUACAAUAUAAUCAAAAUUACACAAUAAAAAUUAAGACAAUUUUACAUGGAACAUCGCAUCACAUAUAAUAUCAAUGCUUC
Molecule: messenger RNA, 3273 nt
Organism: Ruditapes philippinarum (Manila clam)
Lineage: Eukaryota; Metazoa; Mollusca; Bivalvia; Venerida; Veneridae
Exons: 2
Coding region: 166-1395 (409 amino acids)
Source: RefSeq, a predicted model, not a curated record